GAUCUUUUCUUCAACCUCACUGGACCACGUUGCCGAAGUCAGAUACAAGCCGCUGUCGGUAUGCCGAAGACCAGUGGCAUGACUCAAAUCGCAAGUGUUUCGUUGGCUGGCGGUUGUGGCGGCUUACAUUCAAUCCGGCAGAUAUGGCAUGCUUUCACCGCAACCGUCGCGCUUGGUUAUCAAACUCAACCUUCGCGAAAACCUUACAACCCCCCUUCUUUGCCGUUUCUUGCCACGAGUGGGGAAAUGCUACCACAGGCGAAACGCAUCCUACAGAGGGCGUGCCACCAUCUGACCUACCAAGACAGACAGCGCAUCCGUCGUUCAAAAGUUAGGUGGCCUCUUACCAGAAGCGACUUUCUCAACAUCCGAGUUCUAGACCUGUUGCUCUCAUAACGGGUUAAAACUUCCGAAUCUUAAAGUCUACAUGGUAUCUCAGUGAGGCACUUGGCACUUUGCCAUCGCAUACAACCGGCGCACGAAUUCACCGAUCAGGAACCGAGUAUGUACCUUUGUAGGAGCCUCAUCACCACGUAUACCAUGUCAAAACCUAGCCCUCCCGUAUC
Alternaria alternata is the source of this 566-nucleotide messenger RNA. RefSeq lists its product as hypothetical. The transcript has a single exon. Bases 61 to 396 code for a protein of 111 amino acids. The record is from RefSeq and is a predicted model, not a curated record. Lineage: Eukaryota; Fungi; Ascomycota; Dothideomycetes; Pleosporales; Pleosporaceae.